GCAUGCUCAGAAAUCGCACCCAAUAUAUAAGUGACCCUCCUAGUGAAGAUCGUUCAAUACCAAUGUAAGCCAACAACAACGUUUCCCGUCUGCAACUCACCAGGGAGGGAGAGAACGACAGCGAGCGAGAAUGGACAGGAGGGCGUGCCCGUCCUUGCUCGUGCUCAUCAGCGUCCUACUCGCUCUGGCAGGCCCCGUCGCCGCGGGGCUGAAGGCCAUAUUCGCGGAGGGCGUGGGGGUCGCCGACACGGCGGUGGUGCGACGUCUGAUGACGACGAGGCUGGAGGAUGGCGUGGCGCCGGAGCUCACGGUCGAUCUGGAGCUGCACCGCCGCGUCCUAGCUGGCAGCUCCUUGAAACCAAGUGUGUUUACUCCAAACCGUCCGGCCUGCCCCCAGUCGUGCCCGGCGCGCGGGAGGCCGUACACCGGCCGGGGCUGCAACGCCAUAUACCAGUGCCCCCACGGGUAAGCAGCUUCUCAAGUGAUGAUCGCCACGGCCCACUGAUAGAUACAUUCGUGCUUGUUAAUCGUUUGUGUUGUGCAUUCGCUGGAUGGUCGUCUAUCGAAAUCUUGAUUGCUACUAGUUAGUAUAUAUAAUUAUGUAAUGUACGUACAACCCACAAACCCCCACAGAGAAUUUUUACGUGAUUGUAUCAGCAAAUAACUGAUCCAGUUCUUGGCAUCCUGUGAAGACCUUGCAAAGUUGAUAUAUGAAUUAAAUACUUUCUCUUGCUUCUUAA
Messenger RNA from Sorghum bicolor (sorghum), 740 nucleotides. RefSeq lists its product as uncharacterized. NCBI's taxonomy places the organism in Eukaryota, Viridiplantae, Streptophyta, Magnoliopsida, Poales, Poaceae. The transcript has a single exon. The record is from RefSeq and is a predicted model, not a curated record. Bases 131 to 469 code for a protein of 112 amino acids.